Molecule: messenger RNA, 8071 nt
Organism: Micropterus dolomieu (smallmouth bass)
Lineage: Eukaryota; Metazoa; Chordata; Actinopteri; Centrarchiformes; Centrarchidae
Gene: lats2
Product: large tumor suppressor kinase 2
Exons: 9
Coding region: 543-4079 (1178 amino acids)
Biological process (GO): positive regulation of apoptotic process; hippo signaling; G1/S transition of mitotic cell cycle
Cellular component (GO): spindle pole; nucleus
Molecular function (GO): ATP binding; protein binding; protein serine/threonine kinase activity
Source: RefSeq, a predicted model, not a curated record
GCUGCAUUUCUGAUCCUGCCUGGAGUCUGGGGAGAAAAUGGAGGCUCAUUUCAUCAGAUUUACACAGUUGCUCCGUCUUGUCUGAGCUCUUCAGCUGUCUCGUACGCGUUCACCCGCCGAGAAAAGGACUUUAAAUCGUGUUUCGCUUGACGGGAUUUACUCUCCAAUCUUGAGUUAUUCUCGCUACUUCUAUCACAUGGCAAAGAUUGGCAGCAUCAUGGUUUGGCUCCGUGGUGCCCUGGUGGCUGGCUGCAUUUCCUGGAAUACGCUGGAACCUGAGCCUUGAAAGACACACCAUGGAAUGCCUGUAGUGCCACACCUCACCGCCACCCAGCCCACAAGCAUCAGCGGGAAUCAAAAUCACAAAGAGAGACACAAACAAAUAAGGGACACCGAGGAGGACUCCCAAAUCUGUGCUCCUGGAGACUCUAUCUAUUUAGGUCAGCCAGCUUGAAAGGGAUCUUUGUGGAAGGUGUAGCAGAGAGUGCCAGUGUGCGUGUGUUUCCCUUUUAGAAUAGGGGCCUGCCCUGGGCACUGAAGCCAUGAGGCCCAAGACUUUCCCAGCUGCCCCGUAUGUAGGCAACACACGCCAGAGGCUUCAGGAGAUCAAGGAGGGUCUGAAGCAGCCAGCCAAACUAGUGAGCCAGGCCCUGCACGGGGGCAGCUCCCGGACAGAUAGCAGCAGGGGGGCCGACUGCAAGAGCGGGAAAGACACAGCCAGCCGACAGCAGCAGCUCCGACCCCCGCAAAAGUUCAACAACUACCAGAAUGCUCUGCGAGAAAUCCGCAAGUCUCUCAUGCCCUUUGCCAAUGAGUCUGGCCCAUCUUCUGGGUCAGGGCACCCUGCAGGCGCUGGGGAGGUCAACCGGCAGAUGCUGCAGGAGCUGGUCAACGCCGGCUGUGACCAGGAAAUGGCAGUGCGGGCACUAAAACAGACAGGAAGUAGGAACAUUGAAGCAGCCUUAGAGUACAUCAGCAAAAUGGGCUACCUUGACCCUCGCAAUGAACUCAUCGUCCGUGUCAUCAAGCAGACUUCACCAGGAAAAGCUGGCAUGCCAAACUCAAUGGACCACCGACCUGCAUUAGAGGCUUCAGGUGAGGCAGGUCCCAUGCCACCAUACCACCAGAUGGGAGCUCCCAUGUAUGAUGGGGCAGGGGGAUAUAGCCCUGAGGGUGAGAUGCCCAGACCCUACAUGACUGCUCCCCCUGUAAUGAACUACAUGAUGCCCCCAAAUGGUACAGCACAGGGCCCUGCCAUGGGGAACCCAAUGGGUCGACCUCCCAGUAUGGGCACCUAUCCAGCAGUGAUGUCGACACAAAGCAACCCAGCCAAUACCAUGUACCCCCCAGGGGCCCAGCAGAAGGGCUACCCUGGCAGUAUGGAGCAGCACGGGCCCAUGAUGAGCUACAAUGUCCCUGGUCAGCCUUUGCAGCUCCAGCCUCAGCCACCAGGAGGCCCUGUUCCAGGCCCCCACUAUGACUAUGGCCAUGCCAGGCCACAUAUGAUGGAGCCUGCAGGCUAUGGAGUCAAGAGGACUGCCUCCUUCCAGAACAAGAUGGCACCGCCUCCCAUGGCACCCCCAGAGAACUACGUCAACAUGCAGGGGAAAGGGGCCAUGGGCCAGAAUGGUCCAGGAGGAGGAGGGGGAGGGUACCCAGCUAACCUGUACCUGGCUCCUCAUUCCCACCCACGCCAGGCAAGCCCCACCUCCCACCAGGUCCACAUGAUGUCCCGUUCCCCAGGUGGGGUGGCAGGGAUGGGCCCUGACUUCUCCGAUAUGCCCCAAGGCUUGAUGACACCGUCCAGGGCCAGCCUUAACCUGGACCUGUAUGAGCAUCACUGGGCGGGGCCUCCAGGUCCUGAAGGGGCCCCUCCAGCCAGGCAACCCCAGCCCCAGGGCCCAUUCAGGGGGGAAGUGCGUGUCCCCAGCAGAACCAACUCUUUCAACAGUCGCUCUGUGGGGCCCAAUGGUGUCCGGCCUGCGAUGGCUGCACCCCCCACAGCUGGCAAACAGGACCCCUCCUUGGGCCCUCCUAACACCAUCACAGCUGUAACAUCCCCGCCUAUCCAACAGCCAGUCAAGAGUAUCCGUGUGAUGAGGCCUGAGCCCAAGACAGCUGUGGGACCCUGUCACCCCGGCUGGAUGACUGCUCAGGCCCAGGACACAGCAGAGCCUCUGGCCUACAUGCCAGAGGAGACCUACUCCCUUGAGCCUUCUCAGGAGCCACGCUGCCCACCACCACCUUACCCCAAAAACCUGCUCAUGUCUGGGGCAGCUGGCGAGCCAGGGGCCAUGGAAGGAUCCGGAGUCGUGUGUGGAGCUCAGGAUCUCUGCAACCCUGCUGUCAGAAGCACACAUGGCGGCAGUGGAGGGAGCGGAAAGGCCGAGGAGAGCCAGCAGGUAAAAGAGAAGACAAAGAUGGGCAAGGGAGAAAAAACAGUGAAAGACAAGAAGCAGAUCCAGACAUCACCUGUUCCUGUGAGGAAGAAUGGGCGUGAUGAGGAGAAGAGAGAGUCGCGCAUCAAGACUUACUCACCUUUCGCUUUUAAGUUCUACAUGGAGCAGCACAUAGAGAAUGUGAUGAAGACCCACCAGCAGAAACUGAAUCGCAGGCUUCAGCUGGAACAAGAGAUGUCCAAGGCUGGCCUAUCGGAAGCAGAGCAGGAACAGAUGAGGAAGAUGCUGAAUCAGAAAGAGUCCAACUACAACAGGCUACGCCGUGCCAAAAUGGAUAAGUCCAUGUUUGUCAAAAUCAAGACAUUGGGCAUAGGUGCCUUUGGUGAAGUGUGUCUUACACGUAAGGUGGACACAGGUGCACUUUAUGCCAUGAAAACACUGCGCAAGAAAGAUGUCCUCAACCGCAACCAGGUGGCUCACGUGAAAGCAGAGCGCGACAUCCUGGCUGAGGCAGACAACGAGUGGGUGGUGCGUCUCUACUACUCCUUCCAGGACCGUGACAGCCUCUACUUCGUCAUGGACUACAUCCCCGGAGGAGACAUGAUGAGUUUGCUCAUCCGAAUGGGCGUCUUCCCUGAACCUCUGGCGCGUUUCUACGUAGCGGAGCUGACAUUGGCCAUCGAGAGCGUCCACAAGAUGGGCUUCAUCCACCGCGACAUCAAGCCUGACAACAUCCUCAUUGACCUGGACGGACACAUCAAGCUGACGGACUUUGGCCUCUGCACAGGCUUCCGCUGGACGCACAACUCCAAAUACUACCAGAAAGGGAGCCACGUCAGACAGGACAGCAUGGAGCCCAGUGACUUCUGGGACGAUGUGUCUAACUGCCGCUGCGGCGACCGGCUGAUGACACUGGAGCAGCGCGCCAACCGGCAGCACCAGCGCUGCCUCGCUCACUCCCUGGUGGGAACACCUAACUACAUCGCACCAGAGGUGCUGCUGCGCAAAGGUUACACCCAGCUGUGUGACUGGUGGAGCGUGGGAGUGAUCCUGUUUGAGAUGCUGGUGGGACAGCCGCCUUUCCUGGCCCCCACGCCUACAGAGACUCAGAUUAAGGUCAUUAACUGGGAGAGCACACUGCAGGUCCCUGCCCAGGUCAAACUGAGCCCUGAGGCUGUCGACAUCAUUGGCCGUCUCUGCUGCUCUGCAGAGGAUCGUGUGGGUGCCAAUGGCGCAGGUGAGAUCAAGGCUCACCCCUUCUUCGCCCAGAUGGACUUCUCCAGCAAUCUGCGGCAGCAACCCGCCCCCUACCGGCCCAAGAUCGCCCACCCGAUGGACACAUCCAACUUCGACCCCGUGGAGGAGGAGGGCGUUCCCGGGGCGUGGAGUGACAGCGGGGACAGCACCCGAGCCUUGGACAUGCUCUGCUCCCCGCAUGGGAAACACCCAGAGCAUGCUUUCUACGAGUUCACCUUCCGCAGAUUCUUCGAUGACAAUGGCUGCCCCUUCCGCUACCCUAAACCACUUGAGGCUAGCAGUGGGUCGUCAAGCGUCACCGGAGCCACCUGCAUGGGCACAGAAGAGGAGGAUGAACAAGAACAGGAGGAGGAAGAGGAAGAGGAUGAUGAAGAGGAGGAGGAGGGAGAGCAGGGGGAGGGAUGUGAACCGGUGUACGUCUAGAGCUGCAGACUGACAGGCUUUCUGAGCGUUGUGUGUUUAUUACUGCCGACUAAUGCUCAUCAUUUAGCUCAUGUCCCUCCAACCUGCCACUGCUCUUUUUCUGUGUAUGUGUCCGUGUGCAUUGAUGUGUACGCUACACAUGUGUGUCUGAGUGUUUUUUUUUUGCAUAUCUGGCAUGUGUGAUUGUUAAGUUGCAGGAGCAGAAUUGAUGAACAUCGCCACCUUGUGGAAUUUAUAGUGCAUCCACAAUGGCUUUAAAUACAAAGCUCCUCUGAUCCGGGACCAAAAAACAACAUUCUUUAUGUGACUGAUUGCAUCAAGGGUGAAGCAUGUGCGGUUGGAAGAGUAAGACUUGGAAACUGUACAGCUUGAAAGGAAAUAGUUAAUAUUCUUGGGAAUGAAAGGAUGUCUGGAUUACAGACAAGAUUUCUAAUUUGAGGACUGCUUCUGGUUCUUCCAGCAGUUUCUUUACCCAUUCCUUCCACCCUUGUGUCUUACGGAUGUCUGAAACACCUCCAUGGUCACGUUCAGACACAGGAGCUGCUUCCUGUUCUACCUGAGCUGCUUUACACUCGAAUAUUGGACACAGCAGUGAGAAGAGUGGAACCAGUUUACUUGUUGAUUGUUGAGGGCGGGGGACUGAAUAAGCAUCACACCUCUAUCACAGCUGCUAAAUAAGCUACAAAGACACAUGCAUGCACGUGCACACACUCACACACGGUUAUUAUCAAUUAGUUAAAGACAGUGUUUGCAGGUAUAUUUCAGUGUCCAGUGUUGAAGUUUCAAGAUGUUGGCACAGACUAGAUGAUGAAUUCUCCAAAAUUCCUCGUGUUCACCCACAGAGAAACUGUUUAGCAGCCCUCUUGUGUGACAGAGAAUGUGCAUCCUUUGGCAGCAUUCAGUUUUCAAUUUUUAAAUAUUUCUCUGUCAUUAAUUUAAAUUUCUGCAGUUUAACCAAAUAGAAUAUUUUUGGCUGCUCCAUCUAUCAUUUAUAUCCACAAAUGCCUAAUUCUGUGCCAACUGUAGGUCAGUGUAAUGUUUUAUUGUUAAGAUGAAAGCCUGAUCCUUCUUCCCUCAGAUGGUUGCUGUUACAAAUAUCCGUGAGUUCAUAAAAAUACUUCCUGUUACUGAUUUCCUAUUCUAGCUUACCAUUUCAAUAUUCACCUACAAAAAAUGUUAAAUCUACACAGGCACAAAGGGCAUGUGUAGAGUUUGAGAAAUCUAGCCCAAUCCAACACUGAACCACUGUAGCCUUUAUUGAGCCCAAGCCUUAUUAAAACAAGAAAUAUUAUUGUAAGCCUGAAAUGCAGUGGAUUUCUGUUCAUAAAUUAUAGGAAGAAUUGGAUCAGAUGGAAAGAUUGCUCUCUUGUUACUUGUUACAACACAUAUUUUCCCAUUCUUUAUUUUAGGGGAAAAAAACGGGUGAAUGGAAUGAAACCCAACCUGAUUGAAGAGAAUUAAAAGGAAUCAGAGCCAGACUUUGACAGGCCUGAACACGGCGGGUCGGGCUGGGCUGAGUAUGUUUCUGACUGAGAAAAGUUCUAAUACACACACGCACAGCUAUUUUGCAAAGAUCAAUCCCACAGUUGCAUUGUAACAUAACCGGCUUCCUGUAUCUUCUGGAGGCAGUCAUGAAAACACAACGCAACACGUUCUUACAACAGCAAACAUGAUAGUAUGACUAUGUGCAAUACAAAAAAAACCAUUAUAUAAAUAGUUUUCUAAACACUUAAUAUCCUUUUGAACGUUUAGUACUGAAAUGUACAAAUAUAUUGGUUUAUAUAUAUUUUUCUUUUUUCAGUUACAACAUGCUGCUUAUUAUUGUGGUUAAUAUUAUUCACAAUAUUAUUAUAAUUGUUACUACAUUUGUACCUGUUUUCUUUUGUUGUGGCUUAAAGAAUUUUUGGCUUAAUUGCCGAGUGUGCUUGGGUUUUGAAAGUAAAGAGCUGUGUGCCUUUUCUAAUUGAAUGUUGGGGUGUGUAUCGCCGCUAGAUAACGAAGGAGACAACAGUGGUGAUCAGUGUUUGCAGAACAUAGAAUACUCUUCGCCUCCUGCAGUCGGGCUGGCCCUGGAUGUAGGAGAGUAGGGUGUUAAGGAUUCUGGUUCAGAAAAGAGAUGGAACAGAGUAGAUACAAGUUAGAGGAAGAGGAGGAGUGAGGCAGGUUGUCUUGAGAUUAUGUAAUUUGAAAGAGAAAAAAAACAGACUAGUUUUCUCUAUUUUACAAAAUUGCUAAUGGUUAGACUUCUGCAAAGUGUUUGGUACAUUUUCUCUAUUUAUCCAAAAUGACCACAAGUUUGAGUGUUGUUUAACUGUAUACUUUUGCUACAGAUCUGUGCCAUGUUCUUUAUUAGAGCUCUGCUGUCCAGCAGACGACGCUGUCACCCAGUAUCUUCUUGCUUAUUGACAAUCAGUAAACAGUAACUGGUCUCUUUGAGUCAAACUGAACGGUUUGGUCAAUUAUAACACCAAACAGUUCCAACAGUAUUCUGAAUUUGACUUAAUGACUGGGAAUGCUAAAGAAGUCUUUGAGUGAUUCUCUGAUGCACAACUGGCAGAAUGAUGAAAAAUGUGUGGCUCAGAUUUGUUACAGAAGAUUUUGAUGUUUGUUUGUUUUUGUGUUUUUUUGCUUGACAAUGUAUUAAAAGUUUGUUUUUCUGUAAAUGUGCCUUGUGUUCUAAAGUGAGCAGCACAAUCCUAAACGAUUGCCUUAUCACCAUCUCUUUUUCACAGACCUCUUUUACCUGUUGUUAUUAUUCUUGAUCUGGGGAAGUUGAUGUCUCACAUUCACACUGGCUUUGUUUACACGCACCAACAAUCAAUCUUAUUCUUGUCAGUAACUUACAAUAAAUAUAAUUAGAUAAGGUAGAAAGGGAGGAAAAUUGUGGGCGCAAAAAUAAAUUACAAUGCCUGACAUCUGAGACUAAUGAGAUGUGUAAUCUUAAGUUGUCUCUUUGCCCUUAAAAUCACAAGGAAAUCCAAUUAGAUGCCACUUUUCUGUAACUCAAUGUAUUUCUGCAACAUAUAGUUUUAGGAAAGGGAAACAGGGUCCUCACCGCUGUACAAUGUUCCAACUCAGGUUAUGUUGAAAUUUAAUAAGGUGCUGGUUUUAUUUGAGUUUGAUUGUUCAAAUUUUUAAUUUCAUAUCACAGACUGACUGAUUUGUUGCAUCUAUACAAAAAAAAAAUUAACGUAAUCACUAUGUGAAAGAACCUUUUUUUUUUGCUGUUUUUCAUGAAUGUCUAAUGGUGGCUCAAACUGGACUAAAGCCAGUAAAUUCUGCAUGUAAACAUAGCCAGUGUUGUCUGUGAGCUGCCCAGAUAAACCAUAGUCUUCUACAGAGCAGCACCACUGGAUCCAUAAUGGAUUAAGUGCCCUGCUCAAGGGCACAAUCAUUGAGAUUAAGGCAGACAGGUGUUGCUUUUUCACUCUUCCCCAGACACCGUUCCACCUCUUUAAACCUCUCAUUGAUUGCGUUGUCAAUCUACAUUGACCAGGACGGACUGCUUCAUUAAAAAUAGCUUUAUUACGUGAGCCACAGCUCUCUGCAGAGUGUUUGUGUUUCACAAAGUGUGAGGUUGUUCCUGGAUAUGUUUUUUUUCUUUUCAAUUUCUAAGGUUAGACAGUGAUGACUGACAAUCUUUGACUGACUUGAUAUGCUCCGAUCUGAUUUCUUCAUGAGACUUACUUAUGUAUCCUUUUUCAUUUACUCUAAGGAGUCUCUUGUUGUCUUUGAUGCUCCUUAAAGUAUGAUACAAUUCUUACUCUUGAAUUUAUAUUUAUACAGAUAUACAUAUUUUUUGUAUCUUUUUCCCCCUUUUUUCAAUUUCCCUUGUGCUAAUGUUCAAAAAUCCAUGUCUACGCAGUAUUAUAGAUGUUGUAAUGUGGACAGCCAUCUUUUUUUACAUUCAUGUAUGAACUGAGAAUUUGUAAAAAUGCUUUCACAGUCCUUGUGUGUAAAAUGUAUGUAUAAAUUAAAUUAACCAACAUGAA